Purpureocillium lilacinum is the source of this 210-nucleotide messenger RNA. The record is from RefSeq and is a predicted model, not a curated record. NCBI's taxonomy places the organism in Eukaryota, Fungi, Ascomycota, Sordariomycetes, Hypocreales, Ophiocordycipitaceae.
AUGUGUAUAAGAGACAGGUGCAGCGCAGCCCACGUCGGACCUAUGCUGCCUGGCGUCUUUGUCUGUGAGUUGCCACCUUGGCAGUUGAGCGGUGGUAGCAAACCGUCGAAGAGACUUUGCCGGAUUUUCUUUUUCUUUUCCCGGAUGAGUUGUGGAAUCGUGCGAGCCGAUUGGGACGCCAACAACAGCGGUGGCUCAUGGUCUGCGUAG